UGCCAGUCGCGCAGGAGAGAUCAAUAAAGUACGAGACUGCCAGCCGAGUGCGUCGCUGUUUUUCAGUAAACAUCGCACAAGCCAGCGAGACAGCGGCUAGAGCGAGUUUUCUCUAUUCUGCGAGCCCCUUUCACACUCAGAACCGCUGCUGGUACGAUGCCAACCGCUAAACUGAGCAGGCAGAGCCGCUGCUAGUGAAUCGUGGACUGAAGCGCUCUGUUGUGCGACUGACGGGGGUUGUGCAGAGCGCUAUUUAAUUCAUCGCUGAGCAGUAAACUGAAAUCGCGGGUAUCCCCGAAGAUGCGCAUGGACCCGAGCAUCCUUCCAGUCCUGUGUGGAGUGAUGGUUAUGAUCUCCAGCUGCCUUGGCGCGAGGGUUCUGAGCGGCCAGACAAUCUGCCAGGGAGGACCAGAGCACCCUUGCUACAAGAUCGCCUACUUCCGGGACGUGUCGAGCCGCGUGGCCUUCUGGGAGGCCAGACAGGUGUGCGAGAUGGACGGUGGGGCGCUGCUGAGUGUGGAGAGCCAGGCGGAGCAGCAGCUCAUCGAGCGCCUCCUCCAGGAGCUCAGCUCCACCUCCUCCGGCCCUUCCUCCUCCAACCCCGCCCAGUCUGAGCCCGGCAUCGCUGACGGAGACUUCUGGAUCGGUCUGACCCGGGACAGAGAGCCUCAGGACCAAGGCGGCUUCGCCACCUGUCCCGACCUGUACAGGUGGGCCGACAACAGCGUCUCACAGUUCAGGAACUGGUACUACGAUGAGCCGUCCUGUGGGGGUGAGUCCUGUGUGGUGAUGUACCACCAGCCCACUGCUUUCCAUGGGCUUGGCGGGCCCUACCUGUACCAGUGGAAUGAUGACAGGUGCAAUAUGAAGCACAACUUCAUCUGCAAGUAUGUGCCAGAGAGCCUGCUGGAGAAGGAGUUUGCAGACCGACCACGAGAACCAGAUGUGUCCCCAAAGCAACCAGAGGAGAGUGACCCCUCUGGGAAUAAAGAAGACCCCCACGUUCUGGUGGCUGGCCCCUCAGGCCCAUUGUGUAUGAAUGUGAGUAGAGUUUGUGCUGUGCUCUCUGAAGGACUGCUCCUGGUGUAUGUGAUUAUCCCCACCAUUCCACUUCUACUGCUGAUCCUGGUGGCUUCAGGAACUUGUUGCUUUCAGAUGCUGAGCAAGAGCAAACCACGGACCAAAACCAGCAUCAAUCAGUCAACGCUGUGGAUCUCAAAGGCGCUGAAGGCUGACAAUGGCAUGGAGGUGUGACCAACAGGCUGGCCCAAAUGCAGUACAGCUGAUAAUUAUGAUGUUGAUAUAAAUAAUCAAACUCGUAUUUCCUUUUACUGGACUAAAGAAUGGCACCAUAGGAAAUGUCUUCUCCCAACACACACUGGAGCCAAACUCCACACACAACUAAACCAAACACACCUGAAAAAAACUCAACACACACCUGAGCCAAAUUUUACACACAGCUCACCCAAAUACAUCUGGAACAAACUCAACACAGACACACACCUGAGCCAAGCUCCACACACACCUAACAACAAAAUACACCUGAAACAACUCCACACACAACUGAGUGAAACUCCACACACAGCUAACACAAAUGCACCUGAAAGUAAUUCAACACAGACCUGAGCCGAACUCCACACACAUCCAACCCAAAUGCACCUGAAAAAACUCAAAACGCACACCUGAGCCAAAUUCAACAUACGAGCCCAAAUAUACCUGAAACAAACUCCUCAUGCACCUAGGUCAGACUCCACAUUACCCAAAUACACCUGUCCCCAACACACCUGAUACAAAUGCCAAAUACACCAGAUCUGGAAGGGUUAAAAUGAGGUUUUACUGCUCAGAGAGUGAGUUUGUGAACAGCAUUAGGUCUGCACAUAUUUAUAAAUCCAAGCAUGAAAUGUUAAUAAACAGUGCAACAUACCAGCAUUGAAUCAAAAUAAUCCAAGUAAAAGCAUCAAAGAAAAACAUACUGUAGACAUUGGAUUGUUUGAUGUGUUAAAUCCAGAACGACCAACAAUUUGCACAUCAUUUUAAGGGUUAAUCAUACAAUUUAUGUUCUUUUGGCUCUGUAGUACAGCACAUUGGAUUAAGCGAAACAAUAAAUGUGAGGUUAAUGUGCAGACUUUUCCCUUUCAUUUUAGGUUAUUUGCAUCCAUAUCAGGUGAUGCGUGUAGGAAUCAAAUCUCUUUUCAACAUUAUCCCCACCCCCAUUUUAGGGGACCAAAAGUAAUGGAAGGUUGGCUUCUUGGCUGCUUCUGCAUAGUCAGAUUUAUUCAACCACUUCCUUAGUUCAAGUAUAAGAAAGCUUUCAGUAUCUAGUCUUGAUUCUAGGCUUUUUCAUUGCCUUUGGAGUCUGUUUCAUACAGAUGAGACCAAGAUUGACUUGUAUCAGAGUGAAAGCAAGAGCACCAAAGCACACCCCCUCAUCUGUGAAACUGUAUGGCUGCCACAUGUGCUGAUUCACGUGCCUUCAUUGAUGAUGUUACUGCUGAUAGCUGUAGCAUAAUUAAUUCUGAAGUCUACAGAAGCAUCAUCAGCAAGGCAAUGAUCCCAAACAUACACCAGUGCUUUUUCUUCUUAAUGAUGUUCCAAACAGUUUAUAGUUCAGUUUAAAUAGGUUUAUUGUUAGCCUAUGUCUCUGACUGUUUUUUUUUCUGUCUAAUUUCUCAGCCUUAUUAUGGCUUAAUUGGCACAACUCUGGGUCUAUGUUGACAAAUGCCAGUAACAGACUCCAAAGCCUAGAAUCAAGACUAGAUACUGAACGAUUUCUUCAACCUGCCUGAUGGAAGUGAUUGAAUACACCUGGCUAUUCAGAAGCAGCUGAGAAUCCAACUGCCCAACUACUUUUGGUUUUGGUCCCCUAA
Messenger RNA from Conger conger (European conger), 2867 nucleotides. It is a transcript of the gene chodl, whose product is annotated as chondrolectin. NCBI's taxonomy places the organism in Eukaryota, Metazoa, Chordata, Actinopteri, Anguilliformes, Congridae. Gene Ontology annotation, biological process: positive regulation of axonogenesis. Bases 301 to 1254 code for a protein of 317 amino acids. The transcript has 7 exons. Gene Ontology annotation, cellular component: cytoplasm. The record is from RefSeq and is a predicted model, not a curated record.